ACAUCCUAACCUUCAGAUCGUCCAGGGAGAUAUCUGUGAUAUAGAGAGCUAUGCUACAUCAUUCAAAGAUAAGGAUGCAAUACUAUCUGCAUUUGGAAGUCCUUAUCACAGUAUAUUCAACCCUACGACCAUGUACUCCGAGUCAAUGAAGGGAAUUAUGGAAGCCAUGAAAAGGCAUAAAGUAAGCAGGUUGAUUGUUGUCACAUCAUGGGGAACGUGUCCAGGACCUAAUAACCAUUGGUUUAUGGAGUGGUUCUUGAAGCCUUUUAUUUUAAAUGGAAUAAUAAAAGACAUGGCUGUCAUGGAAAAGAUGGUUGAAGAGAGUGACCCCAGUGAAAUCAAUUACACUUUUGUCAGGCCUGCAGGAUUAACAGAUGAUCCUCCUAAUGACAACUACAAGGUAGAGGAAGGAUACUGCAACACAAACACUACAAUGAGUAUUCCCCGUGCCGAUGUAGCUGCCUUCAUGUUGGAGUGUUUGAAUAGUAGUGAGUAUGACAGGAAGGGCAUGGCAAUUGCUAGCUUACGAGACAAAUAAUUAAUACACACAAUCAGGUUGAUUUUUGGCAUAAUUUACAAAGUUAUUUGUGAAGCAUUUCUCGAUAGUUUAUUUCUUUUAUAUUUUAAUCUUAAAAAAAAACAAGACAAAUAAAAGAGAAAAAAGAGUAAAGAUACAAGGGCUAAGCUUAAGAUCCCUUUGUUAGAUUUAUAUGAACAUCAAUGAUUAUAAAAAUCAGAUACAAUAAGUGUUUUUUCUUUCUCUCUAUCAGUUACUUAUUAAACAAUUAUACAUGGUCACAUUUUAUAUACAAAUGUUCUUAAUGCCUGCACUAUUAUGUAGUGUUUUAAAUAGAUAAUAAUGCUAGCUUUACUACGUAUUCCUUGGUCUACAUAAAUCUCACAUGAUAUAUAUUGUCAUUACUAGUAGGACUACUAGUAGUACUAAAAAAACGUUGAAUGCCACCUAAUUCAUCUCAUGAAUAAAUGCAGAAGAUCAAUGAACAGAAGAGACAAGCCAGUUCUCAUGAUUUCAACGUAAGCAGGAAUAUCCUCCAUUGACAUAACUGACCUCAUUUUCAUGUUCACAUAACCAGUCUCCCACUCGUUUUCCCAAGAUAUGAAUAAGUGUUUUUUUGUCAUAUUAACAAUUGUUUUGAUUUGUAACUUUGUAUUUCUACACAGAACGUUAUUUUAUUAAUAAAACAACAAUAAUAAAUGAUAAGUAAAGACA
Molecule: messenger RNA, 1231 nt
Organism: Actinia tenebrosa (Australian red waratah sea anemone)
Lineage: Eukaryota; Metazoa; Cnidaria; Anthozoa; Actiniaria; Actiniidae
Product: flavin reductase (NADPH)
Source: RefSeq, a predicted model, not a curated record